AUGGAGCACCUGCCUGUUGAGGUCAUUGGUAACAUACUGUCCCGGCUCAGUGCUGCGCGAGAUGUGGUGGUAGCCUCCACAACAUGUCAGAAAUGGCGAGAAGCUUGCCGCAAACACCUUCACACGCUUUCAUUCAAUUCCAAUGAUUGGCCUGUGUAUCGGGAUUUAACAACUAGUCAAUUGGAAAUCUUAAUAACGCAAACAAUUUUUCAAAGUACUGGAUUACAAGGUCUAUCAAUCUUAAUGGAUGAUGUUGAAGAGUUCUUGGGUUCCACUGUUAUUGCAUGGCUCAUGUACACCAGAGAAACGCUUCGGCAAUUGUCUUAUAAUGUUCGGACUGCUCCAAAUGUAAACAUUCUAGAAAUUUGUGGGAGGCAAAAGUUGGAAAUGUUGGUCUUGGGCCAUAAUUCUGUCACAGGAGUCGAACCCACAUUUCAGAGAUUUCCUUGUUUGAAAUCUCUUUCUUUGAGGUACGUUAGUAUUUCAGCAUUGGAUCUGAGCCUUUUGCUAAGUGCGUGCCCAAAGAUUGAAACCUUAGAACUUGUCAACCCAGAGAUAGCAAUGUCAGAUGCACAAGUGACUGUUGAGCUGAGCAGUCCAACAUUAAAGAGCAUUUAUGCAGAAAGAAUCAGUUUGGAAAAGUUUAUAUUGGAUAUCUUUCAGCGUUUGCACAUGAAAGCUUGUGCUCUUGAGGUCUUUGAACUCAUUGGAAAGGGGACCUUGAAGCAUUUCAAGAUUGAUGAUGUUAGUGUCUUUCAUCUUGAUAACGGUGAUAAUGUUGAAAACCUUGAGAUUGUAGAUAUUAGCAAUUUUACAAUUAUAUGGCCAAAAUUUUACCAGAUGAUCUCGAGAUCGUCAAAAUUGAGGAGGCUUCGGCUAUGGGAUGUGAUUUUUUAUGAUGAGGAUGAGAUUGUGGAUUUAGAAACGAUUGCUGCCUGUUUACCACGGCUGAGUCAUUUGUCAUUGAGUUAUGAUUUAAGAGAUGGAGUGCUUCACUAUGUUUUGCAAGGAUCUUCUCAUCUGGAGAAUGUUACUUUCUUGGAGCUUGGGUGGACUCUAAUCAAUGAUCUCUUCAUACAUUUUGUUGAAGGGCUGUUGAAACGAUGCCCAAGUCUUAAGAAAUUGGUUAUUCAUGGGGUUUUUUCAGAAGCCAAAACCCAUGAAGAAUGCCAAACGUUAGCAAAUUUCACCUCAUCCAUCGUCCAGCUCAUGAGACAAUACAUGUAUGUAGAGGUGCAGUUUGAGUACGAGUAGAAACAUUGCAACAAAUAUGUGAAAUUCCAGUUUUGUUCAAUUGUAAAAGCGCAUAUGCAGUGUGAAACAGGAGCUAUGCUGCUAAAUUUCUUCACGAGAAUACGUAUACAGG
This is a messenger RNA of Prunus mume (Japanese apricot), 1366 nucleotides long. The record is from RefSeq and is a predicted model, not a curated record. NCBI's taxonomy places the organism in Eukaryota, Viridiplantae, Streptophyta, Magnoliopsida, Rosales, Rosaceae.